Molecule: messenger RNA, 1690 nt
Organism: Pectinophora gossypiella (pink bollworm)
Lineage: Eukaryota; Metazoa; Arthropoda; Insecta; Lepidoptera; Gelechiidae
Exons: 9
Coding region: 454-1524 (356 amino acids)
Molecular function (GO): oxidoreductase activity
Source: RefSeq, a predicted model, not a curated record
GCAUUCUGGCUGGACGUGUUGUACAGAAUAAAAAAAAGAUUAAUAACAAAAGUGACCAAAAAGAGUGCAUUGACAUUUAAGUAAACCUUAUUGACCGUUAUCUUUUUCGUGCUAAAAAUAUGUGUCUACCUACUAUUAGAUAGAACGACUAGUUUAGUACAAUUAGUGUUUAUAUUUCAAUGUAGAUAAACUUUACCAUAGCAUCAAUGCGCGGUAAGAAUUAGAUCUGUCAGAGUAGAUGAGCCAGUGUUGUGGCGUUCAUUAGCAUAGUGUUGUAUCAGUCGAGACUACGCCGAUCGAUUCUUUUCAAAUACUGCCUAUUUACAUACUUAUUUAUCAAAUAAAAUACAGGUAUCUCAGUUAAAUAAGGAAGGCUGUUUGUAGAAGUAUAAUCAGUGUUUUGAAGACAUACACGAGUAUUUCCAAAGAAACCACGGUAGCCCACAGUCCACAAUGCCAGAAGUAGCCAUAGAGGAAGCGCGGCGGUUCAUGGAGGAGAGUCUGCAGUCAGUCGGCACUCCUGCGCAGCAAGCCAAGGACCAUGCUGCGCUGCUACUCCAUGCUGACAUGACUGGACACUUCAGCCAUGGACUGAACAGACUUGAGCUUUACAUAAACGACAUCAGAUCAGGAGCGACCGACGCAAAGGCUCAGCCAGUGGUGCUCAAGCAGAAAGGAGCUACGGCGUGGGUGGACGGUUGUGAUGGACUCGGAGCCACCGUUGGCAACUUCUGCAUGGACCUUGCCAUCAAGAAGGCUAAGGAAGUCGGCGUCGGAUGGGUUGCCGCUAAACGAUGCAAUCACUUCGGUAUGGCAGGUUGGUGGGCAGAGAAGGCAAAGAGCGAGGGCCUCAUAGGAAUGGCAUUCACCAACACUUCUCCUAUCCUGGUGCCAACGAGGGCCAAACAGAGUGCAUUGGGUACAAAUCCACUGGCAAUGAGUGCUCCAGCUAAGAAUGGUGACUUCUUAUCUGUUGACAUGGCUUCUACUGCUGUCGCCGUGGGUAAAAUAGAGGUGCAGAUACACAAAGGAGAACCGAUCCCUGAUGGAUGGGCUCUUGGGCCUGAUGGAAAACCAACCAACGACGCUCAAGUGGCGUUCAAAACGGGCAGGCUGUUACCUUUGGGAGGCUUUGAACAGACCAGCGGGUACAAAGGUUAUGGACUCAGUGCUAUGGUGGAAGCCUUCUGCAGUGGACUUUCAGGAUCGAAUUCGACGCAUAACAUUCGGUCGUGGGCGCUGAAGAGCGACGAAGGAAGUCCUAAUCUAGGGCAGUGCUUUGUGGCUAUCGAUCCGGAGUGCUUCGCGCCUUGCUUCGGAGAGAGGAUGGCAGACUGUCUCCAACAUUGGAGGAACAUGGAACCGGUGGACCCAUCCCUGCCUGUCUUAGCCCCUGGAGACAAGGAGCGCAUCAACGAAGAGAAGACGAAGAAGAAGGGAACCAUCACAUACGCACCCAACCAGAUACUCCACUGUAAUGAGCUGGCUAAGAAACUCAACAUAAAGCCCAUACAAGUCUUGUGAAAAGUGGAGUAGCGCGUGAGAGUCCUCAAUUGCCCGGCCAAGUAGAGGAUACUGUUCGAAGCAAACGUGCGAAAAGUCUCGUCAAAAUAAAAAUAAUGUCUUCUAUUAACUUGUAAUUUUGUUAUACAUUUUUAAGAAAAUAAAAUAGUUUAUUUUUCAUAAAGAA